AUGACGCCUCGACAGGAGACGUGGCGGCAGGUUCGCGCCGCGGGCCGCCAGGCCCAACAGGAGCGUCUCAACAUCAUGGCCCGCGGCUUGCCCCACUCAGCCUUCCUGGGGAUUGCUCGCAAGAACGAGGCGCUUGACAAUGCCGCUUUGCAGAUCGAGCUCGAGAACGGAGCGCGGGAAGACGCAGCCAACACGGACGGGGAGAAGGAGGAGCGGAACCGUAAGGCUCGCGGGCGUCGUGCUGGGAAGAAGGAAGGGGAAGCCGAAGACCAGGUCGCAGCCAAGAAGGAGAGGAGGAUGAAGAUGACUGACAAGGAGAAUAUCGAGGAGACAGUUGACCGCAUCCCCGCUGACGGCGCUGUUGGCGGAGCUGUCCAACAGAAGUCCGUCACCACGUCGCAGCACGAUCCCAUGGCGGAGUUCAGCAAGGCUCAGCCCAAGCAGAAGGCCGUUGCUGUCGCUCCAUUAGCAAAGAAGAGCAUCUUGGGAGCCGAGAAGUCAGGAAACCGGAUCGAGCAGGCCAAUCUAGCUGGUAACGCGAAUGACGGGGCGGCUCAGAAGAAGCCCGUCAACACUGCCAGGCGCACAGCUGUGGGAAAGCGUACCAUCGACGAGGUUGCCUCCUUAUCUUCCUCCGAAGACGAGCAGGGGAACCGAACUCGCAAGAAGACGUCCGCCGCGGCGGGUAGGGGCAUCGCCAAGCCACCCGCAAAGAAAGCUAAGAAGCCUGUUGCAGCGGGAGAGGAGGAGGAAAAGGAGGAAUCCACGCCCAAGAAGAAGCCCGCCGCCGCGAAGAAGAACGUCUCCAAGCCAGUCGCAAAGAAGACCAAGAAGCUCGUUGCAGUCGAUUACGAAGACCCUUUACUUCAGAACUGCGGCGGCGAGAAGCAGUGGCCGCUCUUCCCAGGACGCGCCCAGCGCAAGCCAUCUAACACGAUUGGCAUCGCUCAGAUCCCACUCACGGAAAAGGACGACUUCAGCGCGGCCCUGAAGCAAGUCGUCGGCUUCUACUUCGAUCGCGGCGGCGAGAUCAUUGUCGACGAAGAAGGUGCCGUGGUUUUGCGGUUUCCGCUGGCUUCGACUGCACAGAUGGUCAAGGACGAGAUCGAUGGAAAGGAGGUGGCGGGUAAGAAGGUACAGGUGACUUAUGUUGUCGGAGCUUGGUGA
Molecule: messenger RNA, 1167 nt
Organism: Lecanosticta acicola
Lineage: Eukaryota; Fungi; Ascomycota; Dothideomycetes; Mycosphaerellales; Mycosphaerellaceae
Source: the annotation of a GenBank genome assembly